ACGUCACGUGAGGACAUGUGACAACUGACAAUGGAGAACAUAGAGAGUGAUGAUGAUGAUGAUGGGAUAACUACAAGUGAUUUUAACUUUAUUGGAUUUACCUUCCUUAAUAAUUUCAAACCUUUUCCUUGUUCAGUUAAGUAUUCACACCACUGGAAGAAAAGGCAGGCCCUGAUUGACGAGAUAAUUGCUCAUGAUGUUGAAGCCGGAGACGAAGAAUUUGACGAUGAAUAUUCUGACCUACACAGCAGUUUUGUCACAAAAGCCUCCGAACUGAGAGAACUACAGGAAAGAUGCGGCGAAUGGAAGAAGGGGAGAUGGUCAAAACAAGAGUAUGAUAUACUAAAGACUAAUCUGAAAUCAUACAUGAAGGAGUUCAAUAUCACGGAUAUUAAUAUACUUCUUGACAAUGCUGACAAGAAUAUCGAGUUUUACAGAAAAAUAGCCUGUAACAUCAAGAGGCCAUUGUUCGUAGUGUACAGAAAGUUAUUGAGAUUCUUCACUGAAGAGAAUUACGUUGGCAUUUGGACUAGAGAAAUGAAUGACAGAUUAGUUGAGUUGCAUGCUUUACAUGGAAACGAUUGGAAUACAAUUGGACAGAUUAUGGGCAUCGGAUGGGCCACUUGCUACGACCAUUUUAGAACUGUUAAUAUUAAUAAAAAAUACACUGAAGGCCCGUGGUCAAGCGAAGAAGUUGACAAGUUAUGCCAAGUGAUGGUUAGGGAGCACGGGAUUGAAGACUGUCAGUUACCGUCUAACGUCACUUGGGAGAUGAUCUCAAGGGCGGUAGUAACUAGGAGCGCCAUGCAGUGUCGUUUUAAAUGGGUGAUGCUCUUAUCCUGGAAGUUAAAGGGAGGAGAAGAAAAAUGGACGACAUCUGAUGAUUUGAGGCUAAUAGAGUGUUUGAAUGAAGAUGAGGAACUUGAGGAUGAAGAGGACAUCGACUGGGAGAGACUAGCAGCUGCCUGGCCUAGUGCCAGAUCAAAGUAUUUUUUAAGGCAAAAGUGGGCAAGUUUGAAACGAACUGUUCCUUUUAGCAGUUCAAAGAUUUUUAGAGAGUGUGUUCUUUAUUUGGUGAGGCAUAGAGCUCCAGCUUUGAGGAGACAGUUAGAUAGCAUGGCAGAUUAAUUAUAUCUCAAUUAUAAAUCAUUCGAAAAAUUUUUAGAUCUAUGUUGCAAAUUUAAA
Amphimedon queenslandica is the source of this 1185-nucleotide messenger RNA. Its product is annotated as cyclin-D-binding Myb-like transcription factor 1. Lineage: Eukaryota; Metazoa; Porifera; Demospongiae; Haplosclerida; Niphatidae. Gene Ontology annotation, cellular component: nucleus. The coding region runs from base 31 to 1128 and encodes 365 amino acids. The transcript has 10 exons. The record is from RefSeq and is a predicted model, not a curated record. Gene Ontology annotation, biological process: regulation of transcription by RNA polymerase II. Gene Ontology annotation, molecular function: RNA polymerase II cis-regulatory region sequence-specific DNA binding; DNA-binding transcription factor activity, RNA polymerase II-specific.